Messenger RNA from Cuscuta epithymum, 2684 nucleotides. The record is from the annotation of a GenBank genome assembly. Lineage: Eukaryota; Viridiplantae; Streptophyta; Magnoliopsida; Solanales; Convolvulaceae.
GCCGUGAGAUCAGAAUCUAAGGUCACAAUUCUCUCUGUUUUCCCCUCCUCCAAAUUUCCCAAAACCCUCUCGAUUGCUACUCUUCUCCGAGCUUCCACCCCCUUUUACGCAGCCAUUUUAUAAUACCUCUCGUCUUCUCAAAAGCUCAUAAUCUGCACACGCAUGCAUAGAAUAUAAUAUGAAAUAAUCUCCAUACACAUCAGGGUUUAGUGCUUACAUACGCUGAGAUAUAAGGAAAAGGAUUUUGAUUCGUUUUGGUGAGGUGAGGAGUUAGAAAGCUAGAGUGGAUGGCAGGAGGUGGUUCGUCUGAUGCGAAGGGGAAUAUUUCCGGCGUCCGUAUCGUGGUCGCCGGUGAUCCAAGAACGGGGAAGUCCAGUUUAAUUCUGACAGCUGCCACUGAAUCAUUUCCCCAGAACAUACCCCCUGUACUGCCUCCUACAAGGCUCCCAGAUGACAUAUUCCCUGAUAGAGUUCCUGUUACCAUCAUCGAUACCUCGUCUAGUCCAGACAACAGGAGUACAGUUUUUGAAGAGAUGAAGAGAGCUGAUGCAGUCGUACUAACAUAUGCAUGUGAUAGGCCUGCUACUCUUGAUCGGUUGAGCACAUACUGGCUACCUGAACUUCGUAGAUUAGAGGUCAAGGCCCCUGUAAUUGUUGUGGGUUGCAUGCUUGACAAGAGAGCUGACCAGCAAGCUAUUAGUUUGGAGCAGGUCAUGUUGCCCAUAAUGCAACAAUUCAGGGAGAUUGAAACAUGUAUUGAGUGCUCCGCAUACAAACUAAUUCAGGUUGCUGAGGUUUUCUACUAUGGGCAAAAGACUGUUCUGCACCCAACUGCUCCACUUUUUGAUCAGGAAGCACAAACUUUAAGACCAAGAUGUGUUAGAGCUUUAAAACGUAUUUUCAUUCUCUGCGACCAUGAUAGGGAUGGUGCCCUUAGUGAUGCCGAGUUGAAUAAUUUUCAGGUCAAAUGCUUCAAUGCUCCACUCCAACCAUCAGAAAUAAUGGGGGUUAAGAAAGUAGUUCAAGAGAAACUGCCUGAAGGAGUCAACAGUCGUGGUCUUACGUUGACAGGGUUUCUCUUUCUCCAUGCCCUGUUUAUUGAAAAGGGGCGUUUGGAGACAACUUGGACUGUUCUACGGAAAUUUGGAUACAAUAAUGAUAUCAAACUUAACGAGGAUCAACUUCCUUCUCCAGUCAAGAAGCACCCAGACCAGAGCGUGGAGCUGACAGAUGAGGCCGUAGAAUUCCUCAAAAAUGUUUUUGUCUCAUUUGACCUUGAUGAAGAUGGAGCUCUUCGAUCUAAUGAUCUUGAUAAUCUGUUUUCGGUGGCACCUGAGAAUCCCUGGAGUGAAGCUCCAUACAAGGAUGCUGCUGAGAAGGAUGCUUUGAGAGGACUCUCACUCGAUGGGUUUCUUUCACUGUGGAGCCUCAUGACACUUAUUGAUCCAAUGGCUGCUGUGGAAAAUAUUAUAUACCUUGGAUAUGCUGGUGACCCUUCAUCUGCCAUCCGUGUCACUCGAAGAAGACGCUUAGAUCGGAAAAAGCAGCAGUCAGAUAGAAAUGUGUACCAGUGUUUUGUUUUUGGUCCGAAAGGAGCCGGAAAAUCUGCAAUUUUGAAUUCUUUCGUCGGAAGGCCUUUUUCUGAGGAAUAUGAAUCAAAUGCUGAUGAAAAAUACACAGUUAAUGUUGUGCGUCUACCUGGGGGUGGAAAGAAAACUCUGGUAUUGCGCGAGAUUCCCGAAGAUGGAGUCAAGAAGCUUCUCUCUGAAAAAGAUGCUUUAGCAGCUUGUGAUGUGGCAAUAUUUGUCCAUGAUAGUUCUUAUGAGCCCUCGUGGAAGAAAGCAUCUGAACUACUUGUAGAUGUUGCUAGUAAUGGGGAGGCAACAGGCUAUGAAAUCCCUUCUCUCAUUGUGGCAGCUAAAGAUGAUUUGGAUCCGUAUUUGACUGAAAUACAAGACUCAACAAGGGUUAGUCAGGAUAUGGGGAUAGAAGCUCCUAUACCAAUUAGUUCGAAGCUUGGGGAUUUUAGUAAUCUGUUCCAAAGGAUUGUUAAUGCAGCAGAGCGGCCGCAUCUGAGCAUUCCAGAAACCGAGGCUGGCAGAAGCAGGAAACAGUAUCACCGUCUUAUCAACCGCUCACUUAUGUUUGUUUCAGUCGGGGCCGCAGUCGCAGUUGUGGGCCUUGCGACAUACCGUGUUUAUGCUGCCAGGAAGAGCAGCAACUCUAGUUGAAUAAAAGGUGUUGGUGAGGCAGACAAACAACUUCAAUCAUGCUGGUGUUCUUUACCCCUACUUGGUGUGGAACUUUCAUAAUCUUUUCUUGAAUUAUUUCUAUGUACAAUUAGCCCUUUUUCUAGUAGCCUUCAGUUUGCAUUUUUGAGCUCUUCUUAGUAAGGUGGUCCUGCAGAUAGAAGAAUGUAUUGGUGAAAGUAAUGCAUGUUUGUGCUAUAAAAAGGAUUUAGGCAAAUCUGUUCCCUUCUCAUGAAAAAGUGAAAAACUAACUACUCGUUUCCUAGUAGUUAAAUUUCACUCGCCAAGUAGGAGUGCGAUCACCAGGAAAACUGAUUUUCUUAUUUGGUAAGCAUUAGAAAAUGGAAAGGGAUACUGAGGUUAAGACCAAAACACCCUUGUGAUUUUUGAACAAGUAUGAUAUAAAUAAUAAAAUUCGGACCCUCCCUGCAUUUC